AUGAACGGCCCGUUAUUCCUCAGCCUUCUCUGUCUUCCGUUUGUCACCGCAGGUAAGGUGUUUUAGCAUAGCCCAUCAAGGACCGUCAUUAUUCAAUGUAAUGAACUCUUUCAAUGCUAGACUUACCGUAUUUUAGUCAUCAAUCCGGAAUGUCAAGAUCUGGAUCCGGGAUGUCGGGAUUGGGUAAGUAAUAGUCGAGAUCAAUGCCGAGUGCAAGGCUACAUCCAAAGUAAAUGUCCCAGAAGUUGUCACAUUUGUAUGAAAAUUCCGGCGAGUAAGUCUUCGGGUUUAAGUGAGAUGAUCUAGGAUACGACGAACUCCGUGUCCCUGCCAAUCUCCGGCCAUUGGGUUGGUUGGUGGGAAUCUGGAGGUCGGAACAUGAUGGUAAAGCCUUCUUCCCGACCAUCCCCAAGUUCACAUAUGGCGAACAGAUCGACUUCAGUGUGCCCGACAAUCAGUUAACGGCCAGACCUGCAUUCAAUUACACCGCCUUUGCAUGGAGUAUGGAUGGAAGUGAGGAACUGCACAGUGAGAAUGGCUAUCUUGUCGUUGAGAAUGGGAGGUUCGCGUUAACGACAGUCAUGAGCAAUGGUAAGAUCAAUAAUAUUGGUAAUCACUGGAUAUUUUAUUAAAUCACGUUUGUUACGCAACAAUUCAGGUUUCGUAACCGUGGAAGAAGGCGUCUUGUCGGGACAAAAUCUCCGUUUCCGGUUGGUCGACAUUGGUCGUAUCUCAUUUAGCAGAGACCUCCCAGUACAUGAUGUAAGCCAGCCUUUAAAGAAACUUUAAUUUAAUAUAGUUGGUUCGGGAAUGGCGUCUUAUCAAUCCAAAUACCCUGGAGGCUCGUCUUUCGAUGGAAACUUUAACUCAUGGAAUGCGCGAACAUACGACGAUCGUUUACAAAAAGAUCUUCCCUUAG
Molecule: messenger RNA, 919 nt
Organism: Bursaphelenchus xylophilus (pine wood nematode)
Lineage: Eukaryota; Metazoa; Nematoda; Chromadorea; Rhabditida; Aphelenchoididae
Source: the annotation of a GenBank genome assembly